CAAUUAACUCAAUUAUUGUAAUUCCUGUGGAUUCAGGGCAGUGAAGAGCUGAUAAUUUGUAUAUGAGCAUAAAGCUGCUUUUGAAUCCAUCUAAGUUCCAAUAAUUGCUUCACCAGUCGAUGAAUUACUAUAAUUCAGGAGUGUCAACACCAAAACUAAAGCUCCACUAUUAAAAGGUUAAUUUGACUCUCUGUUAACCAUGACAUAAACAUGUCUGAUUUCAGUGUCAGAUUAAAACCAAAACCUGAUUCUUUCUUUGGGUUUGUCCUGGAAUGUUGUUCUUUCAAUCAGGCAGGUGUAGCCAGAUGAGUGAGGAGAAGCAGAAAUGUCCUUCUGGGCAGACAUGACCCAUACGUGGAGAAGCUCAUCUAAAUACCAGGUCAGGAAAGGUCCGUUUGACUUGGAGGACAUGGAGGCCGUGACGAGGACGGAGGUGUGGCAUCCCAGACAGAGUUUAAAAGCUGCUGUUUGCUGAGUGACUUUGAGCAGCGACUCAAGGACCACACAGCAAACAGGUCUGUGUUCCAGGAGGGAGUCUUCAUUGACAACACUGAAACUUUUUUAGGUUCAUAGAAGAUGUUUCUGUUAGGAGCUUUGUUAAUGAAUUUGUAAAAUAUGUCUCCUAAACUCAGGUCAAGAUGGGAGGUCUCUCUGGAUGGUCUGGAUCCAUGCUAGCUCUCCUCCUGAUCUUCUCCAUGCAGACUGGGAGUGGAUCAGGAAACACAGCACCUGAUUGUUCAUCCAUUCGGAAUGGAGCCAGUGGGGUUUACAGCAUCCAACCUGCAGGAUUUAGAUACAGCUUUCAGGCUUACUGUGAGAUGGGUGCAAAUGGAAUCUGGACGGUGAUCCAGAAGCGUACUGGAGGAGCAGUGGCCUUCGACAGGGAAUGGGCAGCAUAUAAGAAUGGAUUUGGAUUUGCAUCAUGGGAUCACUGGCUCGGUCUGGAGAAGAUUUCUGCAAUGACCAAAUCCAAGAGGUGGAAACUGAGAGUGGACCUGUGGGACUUUGAAGGUGGCAGUGCUUAUGCUGAGUAUGAAGACUUCAGGGUCGGAGAUGAGAGCUCAAAUUACAGACUGAGUGUUGGCAGAUACAGAGGAACCGCAGGUGAUGCGAUCCGGGGAGCGUAUCCUGGCAUCAACCAAAAUGGCUUUGGCUUCAGCACCUUUGACCGCGACAAUGACGGCUGUGACCCUUGCCUCUUCGGUGACAUUUUGGUGGGGAAAUGCACAGAGUAUGAGCGUGGCGGCUGGUGGUACAGCAAGUGCGGCUCUGCCAGUCUGAACGGAGACUGGCAUCCCAAAGGGCAGCACAUUGGUUGGUCUACAGGUCUUCACUGGCGCACUUGGAAAGGACCUGCGCCCUACUCAGCCAGGGCCACCAGAAUGAUGAUCACUCCCAUGUAAUGCUUUCAAAGUGUUUCUGUGUUUUCAGGCAUGCUUACAAUGCAAAACAAUUUGAAACUUCUAAUCAAGCUUUUUAAACACGUUUGAAUGAUUUUUAAAUUUGCAUCACCCAAAGGAAUCUAAAAUAAA
Oryzias melastigma (Indian medaka) is the source of this 1532-nucleotide messenger RNA. RefSeq names its product angiopoietin-4. The record is from RefSeq and is a predicted model, not a curated record. Gene Ontology annotation, molecular function: receptor tyrosine kinase binding. Gene Ontology annotation, biological process: angiogenesis; Tie signaling pathway. The transcript has 6 exons. NCBI's taxonomy places the organism in Eukaryota, Metazoa, Chordata, Actinopteri, Beloniformes, Adrianichthyidae. The coding region runs from base 639 to 1403 and encodes 254 amino acids.